AUGUGUUUGGCGAUCACGUCCAAUAAGCCGAUAUUCCAACACACAUCAUCUACACCUCAGAUCCAGGAUCUGAAUUUCUCCUGGACCAUGGCACAUGUUUGUCAUCAAUGGCGGCAGGCGGCGCUGGGUUGUCCGUUUCUCUGGUGUACGAUCGACUCAUCGAUGCUCCCUGCUGCAAUAUCAUCGAUGCUGCAGAUGUCGGGAAUGUGCCUAUUGAACCUACAAGUCACGAAUUCUUCGAAGACAUUCGCUCGUCUUUUGCAAGAACAUAGCUCCCGAAUCCGGACUUUGCGAUAUAUUGUAGCCAACGUGGACGACUUAUCCGCCUUCAAUUCCCUAUGCAACUGCACAAAGCAGUUACAAGAUCUGCGAUUGGAACUCAAAUAUUUCAACAGGGAUAGAUUGUUCUCACCCGACCUCGAUACCUCUUCUCUUACCAGGCUCACCAUGAUUAGCGUUCCUCGGAUGCCAGAAAAUCACUUCACCGCUCUUCGAUUCCUACACCUCGCCGAGUGCUCGUUGCCGUCCUUGUUGGAUCUUCACCAUUUCCUAACAGGCGCCCCCAAUCUCGAAGAGCUUUUCCUUGACAACAUUUUCUUCGAAGAUUCGCGUCACCGGUCUACCCGAAGGACGCAGCCCGUCCCGUUGCAUUCCGUAUGCAGAAUCAGUAUGCGUUCAGUGUCGGCAGAAGACAUAGCCGACUUUCUAUCUCCAUUGACAUCGCCUCCAAAGAUAGUAUUUCUGUUGUCGCCUUACGUGGGUACUGGGGAAAACAUGCUAAGGCUCCCUAUGCUUGACUCCGCAAGGUCGCUGUGGACAGAUGGGCGCCGCAUUGUCGCAGCUGGAGCACCUUCUACUUUUGUCUUCAAGCAUGACAACCCCUCAUCCAACGGUAUAUGGAAUAUAUUACAGCCCUCGCUGUGCGCCAUCACAGAGCUUUGUGCCGACGGUGAAUCCUCAGAUCUCCCAUUUGACAACAUCAUUCCAUUUUUGCCCAGCCUCGAGAGACUUGCCUGCGGGAGUACCUCUCUGAAUCACAUCUGCGCAUUCCUCAUCAGGAAAUCGAACUUCUCCGUGAAUGCGUAUUUACCUCCGACCACACACUGCCCCUCUCUCAAAGCCAUUCACUGCGCUGCCCACAGCAACGAGCGAUCUAUCGACGUCGCUCUCCUGGUCGGUCUCCUAGACCUAUAUAUUCGGUGUGGCCACCGAAUCCAGCACCUCGUCAUGGAGGGUCUGUCUCCCCAAGACCGGACGGACUUUGAGGGGCCGCUUGCUGCCCGGGUCGACAAGCUCGAGAUGCCCUCAAUCACGACUUCAUGGAAGACGAGACUGCCUGCAGCUUGCAGUGACGCUCCGAGCGAACUCUGGGAGUAG
Messenger RNA from Postia placenta MAD-698-R-SB12, 1377 nucleotides. RefSeq lists its product as hypothetical. The record is from RefSeq and is a predicted model, not a curated record. The transcript has a single exon. Bases 1 to 1377 code for a protein of 458 amino acids. Lineage: Eukaryota; Fungi; Basidiomycota; Agaricomycetes; Polyporales; Adustoporiaceae.